AUGCUACUCCGAAGUUCAUCUGAAUCAUCAGUGGAUCGUCAUCCGUCCAACCCAGCAGCUGAGGGCUUCAUAAAAGUGGACACUGAGGAGGGCCUUGGCAACGAGGAGAUGUCAACUGAGCGUGGGCAAGUGACUACGGCGGCUGUUGAAGCAGUGACUACUUUAGCGGAGUUUGCGGAAGGAUUUUUGAAGAUAUUGAUGAGAAUAACGGGGAAAGGGUUAUGGUAUGUGUAUUUGGGAUCAGCAGUCUUCUCAAGUAUGAGAGCUAAUAAAUGCUGGACUGCUGGUGCAUGGCUGUUGGGUGGUUAUACAUUCCUAGUCGGGCUGAUCACCGGUGCUGUCGGAUUUUCGAAAUCUCGGAAAUUAAAUCGAAUUCGGCGUGAAAUUGGUCUCCAGUUUGAUAACGAUGCGGAGCGAAUUUAUGAGGCUUUUGCAGUGGACGACCCCUCGAGAGGAAUGACUAGAGAGGAAUUUGCUGCUAUGACAUCUCUGUGUACUGGUGUAGGAUAUAGGAAUUCUAAGGGGGAGUUGACGGCCUCUGAACUGAGGAAAUGGAUGAACACCAGGUUCACUUUGCUGUGA
Messenger RNA from Perkinsus marinus ATCC 50983, 582 nucleotides. RefSeq lists its product as hypothetical. NCBI's taxonomy places the organism in Eukaryota, Perkinsozoa, Perkinsida, Perkinsidae. Bases 1 to 582 code for a protein of 193 amino acids. The transcript has 6 exons. The record is from RefSeq and is a predicted model, not a curated record.